Messenger RNA from Thamnophis sirtalis, 384 nucleotides. The record is from RefSeq and is a predicted model, not a curated record. NCBI's taxonomy places the organism in Eukaryota, Metazoa, Chordata, Lepidosauria, Squamata, Natricidae.
AUGUUCUUCAGUCUUGCAGGACAAGCUGCUCUUUAUUUAUUUGGUAGUGAUGCACGCCAGAUAUUUGAAAUAAAAGCUUUUCAUGAAGAAUACCGAUCAUGGUUUAUUAGUCAAGAAGUUCAGCACGAUGGACGUCUAUUUUUUGCUACACCAAUGGACCCUUUGUUUCUUGUGCUUUUUUACCUCAUGAAAGCAGAGAAAGAGCAGGGAAAGUUUCAGCCACUGGAUCAGGUUUUGGUGGAUGAAGAGUUUUCUUCCAGCAUACAAUUGCUACAUUGCACAAGUACUUCACAGUCAAUUCACCACAUAGCUGAGCAAAAAGGUACCAAACAAGCAAAAAUAUUAUUAAUUAAUGUAGACCUGCAAACUUUAGCCACUACUUAG